Molecule: messenger RNA, 7197 nt
Organism: Loxodonta africana (African savanna elephant)
Lineage: Eukaryota; Metazoa; Chordata; Mammalia; Proboscidea; Elephantidae
Gene: ZNF175
Product: zinc finger protein 175
Exons: 5
Coding region: 172-2298 (708 amino acids)
Biological process (GO): regulation of DNA-templated transcription
Source: RefSeq, a predicted model, not a curated record
GCGCAUAUGUCCACAGAGGUAACGAAUCCUUGACAGGAAAUGACCCAAACCGGGUGGCCCAUAGCGACCAUUUCACUAACGUGGCCACCAGUUUCUAACCCAUAUUAGAAACUGGUGAGGAAUGAUGAAGUGAUUUGGGGUGGUUGUGAUGGAGGUUCUGUGCGGUCAGUGAUGGGAGGUCGGCUUGAGGGCAUCUUGGCAUCUCUGCAGAGCCCCUGGGUCUGGCCAUAUCACGGAGGUUCCAGGAUCUCCCUUUUUCAGCCCAGCCUGCCUCUCCCCAGCAGCUCUGGUUGGAUCCUCCAUAUGCCCACCCAGCUUCAGGACCCUGGGAAGAGUGGAGUGGUCAGCAAGAGAGACCAGAAGUUGAAGCCCAGAGGGGCCAUGCCUGUUGAUAUGAAUUUGCCCUGGAGGCCCCAGGUCCUAAGUCCAGAGGAACAGGACCGAUCAUGUAAGGAAUGUGGUGUUAAGGGACCAGUGUCAUUUGAGGACGUGACUGUGGACUUCAGCAGGGAGGAGUGGCAGCAGCUGGACCCUGUCCAGAGACACCUGUACAAGGAAGUGAUGCUGGAGAACUACAGCCACUUCCUGUCCAUGGGGUAUGACCUUCCCAAACCAGAGGUGAUCUUCAGGCUGGAAAAAGGGAAGGAGCCAUGGACGGUGGAGCUUAAACUCCCAUGUUGGAGCUGUCAAGCUGAGAAGUUUGGACUUGAAACCCCACAAUGGGAAAUUUCUGAAAAGGCUGCAUUUCACAAUGAGAUGGUGGGUGAAGUGAUAAGAGACAGCUUAUGGUGUUCCACUGGGGAAGAACUGUGGCAGGAUGCUGACCAGAGAAAGAGAGAUCAGGAAAAUAAAAAUAAACCUGUGCAUCAUGAUGCUUUCCUUAACAAGCAAAGACUGAAUAUAGAGAGAGAUCGUGACUAUAACGGCACUGGAAAAAUCAUUCAUCUGAGGCCCCACCUUGUUACUUCACAAACACGAUCUCUUAGAUCUUGCUCAUUUGCAAAAACUUUGAAACAUAACCUAGAAGUAAAUAGUCAAAAUGAAAGUAAUGCCACAAAACACCUUGAUAAGACUAUUGGAUAUAGUCAUAGUGCUAAUAGUAGCUGUAAGAAUAUCCAUUUAGAAGAGAACUUCUGCAGAGAUAAUCAACGUAGAAAAGUCCUCAGCCAUAAACAAGCACUUAUGCAUCAUCAAAUUCAUACUGGAGAAAAAUCCAAUGAAUGUACUGAGUGUGGGAAAUUCUUCACCCAUAAGUCAUCCUUCCUUACCCAACAGAGAAUUCAUAGUGUAGAAAACCUACAUGAGUGCAGCAAAUGUGGAAAAGCCAUCACUCCUAAGCCACAACACAGUGUUUAUCUGUCAGUUCAUACAGGUGAAAUAACUUAUAUAUGUACUGAAUGUGGGAAGGUCUUCAUUCAGAGGUCAGAAUUCAUUACACACCAGACAACUCACACUAGAAAGAAACCCUAUAAAUGCCAUGAAUGUGGAAAAGCUUUUUGCCAGAUGUUAUCUCUCUUCAGGCAUCAGAGAAUUCAUACUAGAGAAAAACUCUAUGAAUGUAGUGAAUGUGGGAAAGGCUUCUCCCAGAAAUCAGACCUCAAUAUACAUAGGAAUAUUCAUACAGGAGAGAGGCAAUAUGCAUGCAGUGAAUGUGGGAAAGCCUUCUCCCAGAAGUCAACACUUAGCAUGCACCAGAGAAUCCAUUCAGGAGAGAAGUCCUAUGUGUGUAUUGAAUGUGGGCAAGCCUUCAUCCAGAGGGCACACUUGAUUAUACACCAGAGAACUCACACUGGAGAGAAGCCUUAUCAGUGCAGCAGCUGUGGGAAGUCCUUCAUCUCCAAGUCCCGGCUCCAUGCACAUGACCGAAUUCAUACAGGUGAGAAACCUUAUGAAUGUAGUAACUGUGGAAAAGCCUUCUCUCAAAAGACACACCUCAACAUACACCAGAAAAUUCAUACUGGAGAAAGACAACAUGAAUGCAGAGAAUGUGGGAAAGCCUUCAAUCAGAAAUCAAUACUCAUCAUGCACCAGAGAAUUCACACUGGAGAGAAGCCUCACCAAUGUAGUGACUGUGGGAAAGCCUUCGUUUCCAGGGCACAACUCAGAGAGCAUCAGAGAAUUCACACGGGAGAGAAACCCUAUGUAUGUGCUGAAUGUGGGAAGGCCUUCACUGGGCGGUCAAAUUUCAAUAGACACAAGACAACUCAUUCAGGAGAUAAAUCUUACAAAUGCAGUGAUUCUGGGAAACGCUUUGCCCAGAAAUCAAUUGUCAGUAUGCAUCAGGGUAUUCAUAAAUGAGAUAAACUCUGUUGAAUAGAAGAAAAUCUUCUCGUGUCAGAUCUAAUGACAUUAUAGAAUUCAUGCUUCAGAAGAAAACUCUAGGAAUGCAUUGGAUAUAUAAGCACAUCACAAAGUCUCAUAUUUUAUGUGAAGGAAGUUGUUCAGAAAAGAACUCUUAUGAAUACAUUGAAAGAAGGAAAUCGUUCAUUUAUUUGUACUAGCCUUGUUAAGGAUUAUAAAAUUCAAUCCUGGCUAAUAUAUUGGGAAAAGCCUUUUUAUAGAAAGUAUUACAAGGAAGAUUGUUACCAAAUUAUUUACAGGAAAGUUUGUUGAAAAUUAUAUUAAUGAUAAUCCUCCUUAUUGUGGAAUGUUAAAUUUAUUUUAAGUGCCAGCAACCUGAAUGAUAUACUCUCAGUUCUGUAGUUUGCUCAGAAUUCACUGCAUAACAGGAGCUAUAGGUGAGUUGUAGGCACUAAGGGAGAACUGAGGAACAAAAAGCAUAUAAUAAUGCAGAAAACAAAUAGCUGAAUGGCAGAAGACUAUCCUUAUCAGUAAUUAAAUGUAAAUAGAUUAAGCUCUACUUAAAAAAGGCAGAGAUUGGCAGAAUGGAUUUUAAAACGUGCCAAAAGGUGAAGAACCCACGUGUACAUCAACAGAUGAAUAGAUGGAGUUCUGAUACAUGUUACAACAUGGAUGAACCUUGAAAACAUUAUGCUAAGUGAUGUAAGCCAGACAGAAAUAGAUUAAUGGGUUUGGAGUUUCUGUUUGAGGUGAUAAGAAAUUUUGGAAAUAUAGUGGUGAUUGCACAACAUUAUGAAUGUAAUUAAUGCCACUGAAAUGUAUAUUUAGAAAUGGUAAAUCUUGUUAUAUAUAUUUUAUCAUAAGAAAAAACAGUGUAAAAAUUGUAUAAGAUUUUCACAUUUUAAUAUGUAUGAAUUUUACCUAAAAAAGAAGAAAACUAAGAAAAUAAGACAGAAUGGGGGUUGGAAGUGGGUAGAGGUAGAGAUGCAACAAGAAUGGCAGCGUGUUGAUACUUGCUGAAACUGGGAGAUGGGUACAUGGGUAUUCAUUAUAUUACUAUCUUUACUUUGUAUGUAUUUUUAAUUUUUCUGAAUUAAAAGUUAAAAAAAAUUCUUUUAAAAUGCCAUUAUAACUACAUCUGAGAAACAGAAUAGCAUAAUCUUUGAGUAGUCAGGCUCAGGAGCCACAUUCUUGGAUUUGAUUCCUGGUUCUAAUCUACUCUCUGCAAACUUAACUUAUUUGUCCUGACUUUCUCAUCUAUAAAAGUAAGAUUAUAAUAUUACCUAUCUUACCAGUUUAUUGUGAGAAGUAAAUGAGCCAGUGUGUGUUAAACACUUAGAACCAUGCGUGAGAAAAUAAGUGUUGAUGACAUUUAGUUGCACUCUGUAUUUCUGAAACUGUCUGGGCUCCUCCGUGCUGGGACUGGACGUGAGGGGUAAGAUUUUAGUCCAUUGGAAGUCUUUUCUAAAUAGGUGAGGGUGUUUGGAGGUGCACAAACAUCCGACUCCCAGGAUCCCGUCAAGGCGGAUGAGAGGCCAAUACAACUGAUUAGAAGCGUGGUCUGAGAAUGCUUCUGGGAGUGGAGGCUUCUCAUGUCGGUAACGUGCUGGGCUUUGGAGAGCACAUCUGUUCUGUCUCUUCAUCUCAUUGCUCCCUGACUAGGGGUGUAAUAUCUGUGAUUCUCACCUGGGGAGACCAGGAAUGAGGCCUAGCUUUAGACAGCACUUAAUGUGGGGCGGGAAGGCUCAGAGGACUCUCUAAGGUAGUGAGGGGUUUUUCUGUUAUAUGGGAAAAAUAGUAUGUACCUAUAAGUCCCUAGGUGGCACAAGUGGUUUGUGAUCAACUACUAACCAGUUGUCUGACAAUGUGUUGUACUGUGGUGACUUGAGUGUUGCUGGGAUGCUGGGAGAUAUGUCACUGGUAUUUCAUAUUCCAGCUGGGUCACCCAUGGUGUACAGGUUUCAAUGGAGCUUCCAGACUAAGAUAGACUGGAAGAAAGACCUGGUGAUCUACUUCUGAAAAAAAAAAAAAAAAACUGGCCAGUGAAAACCUAAUGAAUAGCAGAGAAGCACUGUCUGAUACAGUGCUGGAAGAUGAGCGCCUCAGGUUGGAAGGCACUCAGAAUACAAAGAGGGAAGAGCUGCUUCCUCAAAGUAUAAUCAGCUCCAAUGACAUGGAUGGAGGAAAGCUUUUGGGACCUUCAUUUGCUGAUGUGCAUGACUCAAAAUGAGAAGAAACAGCUGCAAACAUCCUUUAGUAACCAGAACAUGAAUUGUAUGCAAGCAUAGCAAUGAAUGUUAGGACGGUGUAGGACGGGAGAGUUUUGUUCUGUUGUACAUAGGGUCUCUAUGAGUAGGAACCAACUCAACGGCACCUAACAACAACAGCAACUAACCUUAAGGUUGGUGGUUCAAACCCACCCAGCAAUGCCGCAGAAGAUGGGUCAGCUAUCACAGAGUUGGUAUGACCAUAAGAGAAACAGUGCUGGGCUGUGAAACUCGAUGAUCUGCUUCCAUAAAAAUUACAGCCAAAAAACUCUAUGGGGCAGUUACUCUGUAACACAGGGGGUCACCGUGGGUUGAAUUGACUCGAGGGCAACAGGUUAGUAUGCACCUAAGACCUGGAGGUGGUGUCCUAACCAGUUUCAGGAAGGAGCUUGGAGGCAGUUCUGGGCAAAUCUUGAACCCACAGAAUACAGACACUGGCCAGGAGUUCCAAGACCCCCCAGAGUGUCCUCCUUUCUCAGACCUGGAUUUACUCUGUUCUGCCACCACGUGGGGACCAUUCCUGGGAAUUUUAGCUCCAGCCAGGUAGUCACUCCUCACAUGGGCCUCCCUAACCCCCUACUUAAAGGCAAGUUCUUUCUCCUCACUUCUAGAAAGCUGUGCUUUUCACUGCCAUCCCACCUCUCUGAACUCACAAUUCUUCUCGGACUGGUUCUUCCCAACUCCUUUUUUCCCUUACCCCCUACAGUCAAAACUUCUCCAGUGUUCUGAUCUCCCUUUUGGUCUCAUAUUAUUUUUCUUUCCUGUCACUAUCAAGCCUUGGGACAAGUCAACAAAUGCCCAAUGCCUGUUGAAUAAUAGAUGGAAGAACAUGGAAGCUGGUUGGGUAAUUAGUUUUAGGAAAUCUGGGUUUCAGUCAUAUGAGGUUAUGUUCUCAGGUUUGUAAAAAUAUAUUCUGUGGCCUUGGAGAACUAAAAGAUGGGUAACAGUCUAGAGGGACAAGGGGUCAAGAGUUUUAAUUGUGUUUCCAGCAAGAGAAUGCUUGGAGGGGUUGGAGUAAGGUGAAGAAUUCUGGAAGAGACACUCCAUGGGUGCUACUGACUGCUGGGCUAGGUUACCUCAGGAAGAAGAAGGGAAGGUCAGGCAGGAGGACUGCAUGGUGAGAGCAACACAAGACUGGGUCAGGAAUGCUGGCACCAAGGUGGAUUCCCCAUCAACUAACUAGAGCUGGUGAGGCUUGUGGGAAAUGCAGGGAGGGCCUGAGUCCUGUCCACAAGCCCCACGCAGGCACAGGAAAAUCCAAAUUUGGGAUUGGAAUCCCAGCUUCUGUUCCAAUUUUAAGGGCUCAGCUAACAGUUUCCAAUGCCUACUGUUUACCAGGACUGAGCUGGGGCUGGGGACAAACAGGAUUCAGUCUCAGCUUGGGCCCAGUUACCCAAUCCUCCUGCCCUUCAUGAGAAGCUCCAAGGAACUUGCGUGGCAAGAGAAAGUUCCUAACUCUCAAGUUUUUUAGAAGAGAAGCUUCAGGGACCUGAUGACAGGGGAGGAGAGGGUCACCCUGCUAUGAGUCACUGGGCUGGGGACAGAGAACUUGCUUUACUUCCCUUGACAGUAGUGGGAGCUCCCCGUGAAGGGACAGUUUGGGGGCAGAAAGCUAGUUAGAUCAGUGGGUGGUGAUGGUGGUGAAUGGGCCAGGACAAAGGGGGCCAUAGUCAGAAAAAGAAGACAUUGUUUCUGAAUAGGGUUCCCAGGAGAUGAUCCCCAGUUAAAAGCAACCCCUGUUCUCCAUCUAAGGGGAUGUGGAAGGAGGGAAGCAAACAAGAGUUUUUGGGAUGAGAAGAACUGCUGCAGAAGUCACCCAAGAUCACACCUGAGGUCCCCCUUCCUCCAGGCCUGGGUGCUGCCUCCCUCUCCCCCAGUUCUGACCUAGACACAGACAUCCACAUCCUGCAGACCCUGGAGUCUGGCUGCCCUGGGAACCUGGCCAGCACCAGGUUCAGGGCCUGCGAGUAGGAAAGCCCCUCACCUUUUCCUAGAAAUGGACCAUCCCUUUCUUCCUUGGUCCUGGAUAUCUUGCUUCUUGAUGUUUAGCCUCUAUCUGUAGCUCCAGGACCACAGCACCAACUCCAUCCUAGAGUUGGUGUGACCACAAGAGAAACAGUGAUGGGCCAUGAAACCUUGACUCCUGAGGGCUGGGCCAUUGAGGGAGAAGUAAUUUGUGCUGGGGACCUGGAGACCUGGCUGGGAAAGGCUUAGUCCUACCUCUGUGGCUCAGAGGGAGGUAUGAAAGGCCACUCCCUGAGCACCCCCUAAGAAUGGAAAUUUUCCUGUCCCAGGUAUGCCAAAAAAUCAGGCCAUCUGCCAUCGAAGGAAGAGGCCCAGGUAGAAGACAACAUCUCUGGGGCUGGGAUGAGGUCGGAAUCUGUCAAGAGCAGAGCUGAGAACUGAGCUGUCACAUGUCAAAGGUGUUGGUUGCUUAAGAUACCAAGCCAAAAUGAAAGUAACAGUCAAGGCUGUAAUCACUUACUGUUGUAAUAUAAGCAUAAGACUAACCUAGAGAAAACACCCACUCCCCCGUAGUUCCAUUUUUUCCACAUGGAACAGUGCCAAGUGAAGGUCAGGUGAGUCAGCACAGAUGUGGGAAAUUGUCUCACUGCCAAGGGAUCUCCCA